Molecule: messenger RNA, 2343 nt
Organism: Rhagoletis pomonella (apple maggot)
Lineage: Eukaryota; Metazoa; Arthropoda; Insecta; Diptera; Tephritidae
Product: sphingomyelin phosphodiesterase 4
Exons: 11
Coding region: 1-2304 (767 amino acids)
Biological process (GO): sphingomyelin catabolic process; glycerophospholipid catabolic process; ceramide biosynthetic process
Molecular function (GO): sphingomyelin phosphodiesterase D activity
Source: RefSeq, a predicted model, not a curated record
AUGGCCUUUUAUAAUGAAAAUCUAGGCAAUCGUAUAAUGGAGUUGUUUAACUAUCCAAUACCGGAUCGCUGUUUGGAACUAACACAAUUGUUUGAGCGAUGCAGCCUGCGUGAGUUACAGGACAUAUUCCCGACAAUUGUACAGUCAGUGUUUGGCAUAGGUAGUGGUGGUCUUGGCUGGGGGCUGCGUGCGACCACAAAAGAGAAUUCACAAAUGUGUUUCGACAUACUGCAUGAUUUUUUCUCGCCGAUGGGAUCUAUGUUACGGUUGUGUUAUCGACUGCUAAACGAUGCUAUUAAGUUUGAAUUCAGUCUGGAUUUACUGCCGCACAAAGUCAGCGAGAUGAUACAGUCUGGUCAGUAUUCGCUUUUCUACGCCGACCUUGUGAACAUUGAUCCUUUUCGACGCCAAGUGACAUCGCUUCUCCUGAACGCUUUCGAUUAUUAUAUGCUUCAUUUUGUUAUACAUGCCACAUUUCCACUGCAUAAAAUGUAUCCAGCGGCAUUGCAAGUGCACAAUGAACGCAUGAAAACUGUGUACUUCUUUUUAACAGCAGAAUACCUUGGCACUUUUUUGCCGGACAACCCAGAUGCGAUCGUUUAUCCGACCAAUAUUUGUACGUCGGUAAAGGCACCUCAACCGCUGCAACCAGUACAACCGCUGCAGCCGCAACGUUCGCCAAAAUAUUUGAAAAUACCAACAAAUACUAGUUUGUUUCAGACAGACGCCCCAUCAACGUCUGCGGCAGCUGCAGCGGCUGUACAGGCCGCACGGAGCUGUGAGUCGCCGCGAACGCAUUGCUGGCGUACCGAAUCAGUGCUACACUUCUUCGUCGAUACAUGGCUGCGCUACGAUAUCGAUGAGGCGAGGGACCUGCCAAGCAGCGAGUUUAUACGCGUUGUGCGCAUACUUGUAAAGCAAGUGCACACAUUCGCUAAUUCGAUGCACAUGGAUCAUACUCCGAUGGCGAUACUUCGCAAGCUGGCUCAUCCAAUGAUGAAAACUCGCAUAUAUCCUUUCUUAAAAAGCAUUAUAGGUCGCUGGCCGCUAGACAGCUCAUUGUCAGUGGUUCUAGAAUUAUGGCUGAGCUAUAUACAACCUUGGCGUUAUAUGUUCGAUUUACAAAAUACAAACCUCUAUGGUGGUGGCAAUUUUAACGCAGCGACUAGUGCUAGUGGUAUGAUGCCUAGCUCCACUGGAAGUGAAACGUCCGUGAGUCAACGUUUCAGUACAUUUAUAGCCGAGAAUUUGGUAAUAUACACGCAGGUCUUUGUAUAUAUAUUACCACGCUUUGAGCGACUAGAUUUCACAUCGUUCAGAAAUGUUAUUAUGCUGCACAGAUUGGUAAAGGUUUUUAACCAGCCUAAUCUGCCAACAAUGUUAUGCCAAGCAGAGCAAGCUUACAUUUGCCAACUUGGUAUUGACUCGCCCAGAAAACAUUCAGUUUACUCCAGGCACGGCAAAAAUGAAUGGGAUGGUAUGUUUCAUGAAGAAAGCUAUACGCCACUUUUUGGUUCAGCUGUGAAAUGUGAAAUCGAACAAGUAAUCAAAACAGUUUGCAUAUCACGUUUAUAUGUGCUACAGGAAAUCGAUAGCAUACGACAUGAUAUUGUGAAACAACGUAAGUCGCAUGGCUUUUUGCGUAAAAUGUUUGCCAGCCUCUUUGAGGACGUCUCACCGGCGGAAUUGAAAUUACAAGAGAUUGGUAAAAUACCAGAUAUACUCGAUUUAGCUGUGCGUUCAUUAGCCAAUAUGUUUGAUGUACGUUUGCCGGAAAUAACAAUGGAACAAGUACACGAUCGCAGCAGUCCGCCACUAAAUUUUUCUGCAUAUGAUAGUAGUGAUUAUUUGGAUAUUGCAAAAGUAACACCAAUGCAGAUGCAAAGUAAUAUAGCGAAUUUAUCAGCGACAAUCGAUCCCGCCACAUUACCUAUACAGGAUUAUGAAGUGAAAUUUUUAGUACGUUUUUUGCACAAAAUUUCUUGUCGCUUAAAUGAAAUGUUUGGUGAAGAAAUCGAAACUUUGUGGUGUCGUCCAGAUUUUGUGGGUAAAUUAGCACGUCAAUUACUCUACCCGCCCAUGACGCAGCAAUGGUUUGACAAAUCAAGAGGUGUCAGUGAAUUGUGUGAGGAACGUCUACCCGCCCGUAUCUGCUUGCGUCCGUUGGCUUCUUACAAAGUUUUGGGACUUAUCAUAUUGUCCAUGCUUCUCGGCUACUCACUGUGGCAUGCGCCUAUUUACGGACUACUAAUUUUUAUACUAAUAUUUCUUUUAUAUAUAACUAUACUAGCUUUAUGUGUGUAAUUUGUAUAUUAUGUAGCUAUAUAUAAUUUUAUUAUUGUC